AUGGGUACUCAAAUGGCAAGGUCUGCAGAACAGAGUAGUCUUCGCCACUGUCAUCACCGACCUCAACACUUGCCACCCUACAUGUUCCAUGCUGAUGUAAAUAGAUGUUACUGCCCAUCAGAGGAAGUAGCCAAGAGGGCAGAACUGGAUGACCUAAAAAGUUCUCAGAUCCGUGUGUUCGGUCUUCCCAUUCGACCAUCAUUCUGCCGUGCUGUUCUUGUUAAGGAUGAUUUGCGGAAGGAACUUGAAUUGGAUCCUGACCUACCGGCAGUGUUGCUGAUGGGAGGUGGAGAGGGCAUGGGUCCUGUAAAGAAGACCGCAAAAGCCCUUGGAGAUGCAUUGUUUGACAAAGAGCUCGGAAAACCAAUCGGGCAGCUUGUUGUCAUUUGUGGUCGGAACAAAACACUGAGCUCCUCAUUGCAGGCUCUUGAAUGGAAAAUGCCAAUAAAGAUUAGAGGAUUCGAGACCCAAAUGGAGAAAUGGAUGGGGGCUUGUGAUUGCAUUAUAACAAAGGCUGGACCAGGCACCAUUGCUGAAGCCUUGAUUAGGGGUCUUCCUAUCAUCCUUAAUGACUUCAUACCUGGACAGGAAGUCGGCAACGUCCCUUAUGUCGUGGACAACGGCGCAGGCGUGUUCUCCAAGAGCCCCAAGGAAACUGCCGAACUUGUGGCCCGCUGGUUCGGUCCAGGCGCGGAGGAACGCAAGAGGAUGUCGGAGAACGCGUUGAAAUUGGCCCAGCCGGAAGCCGUGUUCGACAUUGUGAGGGACAUCCACGAGCUCUCCCAGGAGCAAGGGGUGAAGGCGCAGAUCUCCAGCUCCCUGACAUCGUCCUUCUUCAUGCCAUCUCCUGAAGCCAGCCAUUGCCCAAGCCCCAUCCCGCUCGUGUGA
Molecule: messenger RNA, 888 nt
Organism: Triticum turgidum subsp. durum (durum wheat)
Lineage: Eukaryota; Viridiplantae; Streptophyta; Magnoliopsida; Poales; Poaceae
Source: the annotation of a GenBank genome assembly